Messenger RNA from Xiphophorus couchianus (Monterrey platyfish), 1297 nucleotides. RefSeq names its product thioredoxin domain containing 9 (gene txndc9). The record is from RefSeq and is a predicted model, not a curated record. Lineage: Eukaryota; Metazoa; Chordata; Actinopteri; Cyprinodontiformes; Poeciliidae. Bases 164 to 823 code for a protein of 219 amino acids. The transcript has 5 exons.
AUUUCAAAAAUAUUUUUUAUUUUGUAAGAUACCCGGCCGGAAGAGCUAUUAAUGACAUCAAACAGGCCUAUUUUGACGUCGUAUCCAGUGUGGCAGUUUCGCGCAUUAACUGUGGUAUCUACCGUCAUUAUUUUCUGAUUCAGAGCUUUUGACACAGGCAGCCAUGGCCAUUCCCGUUGAAAUCAUAAGCAAGGUGAUAGAGCAAACGGCUAAGGUGGUAGACGAGCAGGUGGAGGCGCAGCUCAGCAAGCUGAAUGAAAUGGACGACGACGAUCUUGAGAGGCUGAAGGAAAGACGAUUGGAGGCACUUAAAAAAGCACAGAAGCAAAAGCAAGAGUGGCUGUCCAAAGGCCAUGGCGAGUACAGAGAAAUCUCCAGCGAGAAAGACUUUUUUGAUGAAGUAAAGGACAGCAAGAAUGUUGUCUGCCACUUUUACAGAAAUUCAACCUUCAGAUGUAAGAUCCUGGACAAACACCUGGCUCUCUUGGCAAAGAAGCAUGUUGAAACCAAGUUCAUUAAACUAAAUGUAGAAAAGGCCCCAUUUUUGACAGAGAGGCUACGCAUCAAAGUUAUUCCUACACUGGCUUUGCUUUUAGAUGGGAAAACAAAGGAUUAUGUAGUGGGAUUCACAGAUCUGGGCAACACAGAUGAGUUUUCCACCGAGAUGCUUGAAUGGAGACUUGGAUGCGCAGAUGUGAUUAACUACAGCGGCAACCUGAUGGAGCCACCGACAGGAUCACAAAAGUCUGGCUCAAAGAUCACAAAAGUGGAGAAGAAAAGUAUCAGAGGGCGAGGUUACGACUCCGACUCCGAGGACGACUGAAACGCUUUGAUGUGGCUGGUUUUAUCCGUUAUUUCCAGCAGACAGCCCUCUUUCAUUGUUUUGUUUUCAUCACCUACUCAUUCAUUUUUACAAUUUACCUGAUCUGUGAUUUUCAUCUUUUAUUUAAUGAAAUGUUAUGUUUUAUAUUUAGAUCAGUCAAGAUAUUGCAUAUGACUAACUUGGACAUACAGUAAUAAUAAUAAUUUGGUCAUCCUGAGCAAGGAAUCACACAUGAUGUGAUUCACUGUUUUAGUCUUCUAAUGGCCAAUACACUUUAAGCCUUCUUUUUGAAUCAGACUUGUUGGUUUCAUUGCGUUUUUUCAAGUGUUAGUUAGAACAGAGCCUGUGAUGCAUGUGGGUGCCAAGAUCAAAUGUAUUCAGUUUUUAGCAUCAGAAUACAUUUAUACAUAACAUGACCAUGUAGCAAAGAGUUUCACUUGAUAAAUAUUGAUGUAAUAAAAAGCAGUAAAAUAA